AUGACCACUCCACGAAGUAAUGCAAGUAAUGCGAGAAAGCGUAAUGCUAGAAAGAAACGUGACAAAAUUAUAAAGGAUAAAGACAAAAAGAUCGAGUAUUACAGAAAAAAAUCCGAGAAGUAUAGGAAGAGAUUAGAACGUUUGGAAAAAGCUAAGACAAAGAAAAAUGUAGACACACCUAACACUAAACUGACCGAAAUGUGUGAUUCGCCAGGAGCUCGCAGAGAAGUAGUCAGAAAGGCGCUAUUCGGUGAAGUGUUGAAUGCCCAGCUGAAAGAGAACUACGCUAAUUUAAAAACCUGCAAAGAGAAACAAAUAUUCGGAAAAGUCGUGUCCGGUAAACUAAUACACAAGUACAAGUUAUGGCGAAGCAAAGAUAGUUCCAUAUCUUAUAAAACAAUUCAGAAGUCAGCGCGUCAAUCGGGUUUAGUACCCAAGCUUCGGACUCGCAAAGACAAAAUUUCAUCUGAUUGCAUAAACACUGUACGAACCUUCUACGAAAAUGAUGACAACAGCAGACUUGGCGCAGGAAAACGAGAAUGCCUGACCAGAAAAGGGGUUAAAAAACAGAAAAGAUAG
Parnassius apollo (apollo) is the source of this 579-nucleotide messenger RNA. NCBI's taxonomy places the organism in Eukaryota, Metazoa, Arthropoda, Insecta, Lepidoptera, Papilionidae. The record is from the annotation of a GenBank genome assembly.